AUGUUUGCGUCCCGGCAGGUGGUAUCGAAUGUCUCCAAGCACGAGAAAGCGGAGGAAGAGGCCAGAUUUCUCAAGAACAAUUUGAUGAACAUUCUCGACUGUUAUGACAAGGAUGAAGACCAGUCCAUCGGCCCCGAGGAGUUCACCACGUUUUUCAACAACCCCGAGGUGCAGAACCUGCUGGGGCGCUUCGGCACCAAGGUGGGUGGCAUCCUGUCGCUGAAGCCGGUCUUGUUCGAGCAGACCGACAAGCUGACUUUCCCAGAGCUGCUGGACACCAUAAUGCGGCUGCGCGGCGAGAACAAGGCGGAGGUGACCGACAUCAUGGAGCUCCGCGAGUUCAUACGCCAGUGCAAUGCGGAGACCAAGCAGUACCUGCGGAAGUACCUCGGCGGCGAGGCGCCCAUGGAGACGACAGAUUCUACUGUACAUUCGGCUUUCUUGUCCAGGGGCACCACCUUGCAGAUCUCGUCGCCCAUGGCCUCCGCCGCGGCCGACACCACGGACGCGGCAUCCUGGGAGGCCAUCUCCGAGAGGAUCGACCGCAUCGAGAGCAUGUGCCUUGCCCGUAAGGAGAGCGACGAGGAGCUCAGGGCCAGACUCGAGCAUCUCGAGCAAGUUCUGCAGCGCCUGGCCGAGCAGUUCGGCGGGGCCGAGGCCGACAUCACCUGA
This is a messenger RNA of Prorocentrum cordatum, 672 nucleotides long. The record is from the annotation of a GenBank genome assembly. Lineage: Eukaryota; Dinophyceae; Prorocentrales; Prorocentraceae.